UAAGUACAGGAAAAACUGAUGGAUCAGUAACCCAACCCUCACUCUUCAACAACAACAACAAAAGUUCACAAGACUCUUUUUGUUACUUCCUUCCUUACAUUCACGCGUCCCGGGGUCACCAUGUCCGAUUCAGUGGAGGAAAUUGUUCCUGAUUCUUCAGCGAAAGAGGUGCAAGGGACCGUUGAUCACCGUGAUUAUUCUUCUUCAUCAUCCACCGACGGCGAUGAUUUUCGACGCCCCACCAACGAGAAGUCUCACCUCUUUGGCCGCCAGAAACCUGUCCAUGCCGCCCUAGGCGGUGGCAAACCCGCUGAUAUUUUGCUGUGGAGGAACAAGCAGAUUUCAGCAGGGAUGCUUGCUGCUGCCACUGUCAUAUGGCUGCUCUUCGAAUGGAUUGGUUAUCAUUUGCUCACUUUUAUUUGCCAUUCUCUCAUACUUACCUUGGCCAUCUUGUUCUUUUGGUCAAAUAUCUCCCACUUUGUCAAUAAGACUCCUAUGGAAUUUCCAGAGAUAGUAUUGCCAGAGAAAUUGUGGACUGAGGUUGCUCUCCUGUUGAGGGACAGAUUCAACUGUGCAUUUGGUGUCUUCUGGGAAGUGGCUUCUGGAAAGGAUUUGAAGAAGUUCCUAUAUAGUAUUUUAGGCUUGUGGAUUGUGUCUAUCGUUGGCAGCUGGUUCGAUUUUCUGACCCUUGUUUACAUCUUAUUUGUCAUGCUGUUGACAGUACCUUGGUUCUAUGAGAAACAUGAAGAUCAAGUGGAUAUCUAUGCACAGAAGGCCAAAAAAGAACUCAAGAGACAGUACAGUCAUUUGGAUGAGAAGGUUCUUCAGAAACUACCAAAAGUUCCUUUUGUUAAAGACAGUAAGCAGCAGUGAUGACAUUCUAUUCCCAGGCAGAUAAAGUUAUCACAGUAGGAGUGUGCUUUUUCUUUUUAUAACCACAACUAUACUAUGCUUCUCCAUUUUAACUAUGAGCUACUGCUAAGUGGUUUUCCCCCUCCUCAAUCCCUAUCUAUUCUUUUCUUUCUAUUGUUGUUGGUUGUGUGACUCCCUGCUUUCACCAAGUAUCUCUCAUUAUUUGAAUCAGAUUAAACAUGCAAUCAUG
Nicotiana attenuata is the source of this 1102-nucleotide messenger RNA. Its product is annotated as reticulon-like protein B5. The coding region runs from base 121 to 873 and encodes 250 amino acids. The transcript has 6 exons. NCBI's taxonomy places the organism in Eukaryota, Viridiplantae, Streptophyta, Magnoliopsida, Solanales, Solanaceae. The record is from RefSeq and is a predicted model, not a curated record.